Diplodia corticola is the source of this 1941-nucleotide messenger RNA. Its product is annotated as 5-nucleotidase. The transcript is spliced from 6 exons. Gene Ontology annotation, molecular function: hydrolase activity. The record is from RefSeq and is a predicted model, not a curated record. Gene Ontology annotation, biological process: nucleotide catabolic process. NCBI's taxonomy places the organism in Eukaryota, Fungi, Ascomycota, Dothideomycetes, Botryosphaeriales, Botryosphaeriaceae. The coding region runs from base 1 to 1941 and encodes 646 amino acids.
AUGUCCGUUGACAACCCCACCAUCGACGACGUCGUCACCUACUCUAGCGGUCCCCACGACGCUCCACCCGACCUCCGCAUCCUCCACUACAACGAUGUCUACCACGUCGAGCCCUCUAGCGCCGAGCCUGUCGGAGGAUACGCCCGCUUCAAGACCCUCUGCAACCACUAUCGCAGCGACCCCAGCUUCGCCGGCCAGUCAGAGCUGCUGACCUUCUUCUCCGGCGAUGCCUUCAACCCCAGCCUGGAGAGCAGCGUCACCAAAGGCAGCCAUAUGGUCCCAGUGCUCAAUGGCAUAGGCACCGACUGUGCGUGCGUUGGCAACCACGACCUCGACUUUGGCGUGCGCCAGUACCGCCAUCUCACUGGCCAGUGCAAUUUCCCAUGGCUCCUGGCAAAUGUGCUCGACCCGGCUCUCGGCGAGAACGAAUCGCUGGGAAACGCCCCGAAGACGACCAUGAUGACCUCUUCUAACGGCAUCAAGAUUGGCAUAAUUGGCUUGGCCGAGCGUGAGUGGCUGGACACCAUCAACUCGCUGCCCCCAGACAUCAUAUACAAGUCGGCCUCGGAGACGGCCAAGGAGCUGGUGCCAAGCUUGCGCGAGCAGGGUGCUGAGAUUGUCAUUGUCAUUUCCCACCAACGCGAGCCGAAUGACAACAAACUUGCCGAGAAGCUUCCGGAGGGAUUGGUUGAUAUCGUGCUGGGUGGCCAUGACCACUAUUAUAACCACAGCCUGAUCAACGGCUGCCACGUCCUCCGCUCCGGUAGUGAUUUCAAGCAGUUAAGCUACAUUGAAGCUUGGAGGAAGCAAGAUGGAAGCAACAAGUGGGACUUCAAUAUCAUUCGUCGUGAUGUCGUCUCCCAGAUCCCCCAGGACCCUGAAUCCGUAAAGCUCAUUCAAAGCCUCACUGCCAAGCUCAAGGCGAAGCUUGACAAGCCUAUCGGCUACACUGUUUCCCCAUUGGAUGCGCGCUUCACCACCGUCCGCACCAAAGAGUCGAAUAUGGGGAACUUUGUCUGCGAUCUUAUGCGUUUCACCUACAAUGGAGAUUGCGCCUUGAUGGCGUCCGGUACCAUCAGGGGAGACCAGAUCUAUCCCCCGGGCCUACUCAGAGUAAAGGACAUCAUGAACUGUUUCCCAUUCGAGGAUCCUAUUGUUGUGAUCAAGGUCACUGGCAAGGCGGUCGUCGAAGCUCUCGAGAAUGCCGUGUCCAAGUACCCUGCGCUCGAGGGCCGUUUUCCGCAGGUAUCGAAUAUUGAGUUCGAAUUCGACCCUCAACAGCCCGAAGGUUCCCGCGUUAACUGGACCAAGAUCGGAGGCGAUCCGGUCGACUUGGAGAAGGAGUACGUCAUGGUGACCCGUGGAUACAUGGCCCGUGGCCGCGACGGUUACGACUCUCUGCUGAUCGAGGACGAGGGUGGGUCAGCGAAGGAGAUAGUUUCGGAGGAGAACGGCAUUCUCAUCUCGAUGAUGUUGCGCCAGUACUUCAUGUCUUUGAAAGUCCUUGGCAAGUGGAAGCAGUGGGGUCCCAGCAUGGGAAGGCACUGGGAAAGGGUGCAGAACAACCUGCAGAAUGUCCAACCGCAUGUCGAGCCAAAGGGAAAGGUUGCCAGCGCACUGGAGGUCGUUCAGAACAACCGGAGUGGCAGACUCACGCCGCAUGGGCACCGUCCAGAAGGUGCGGAGACGCCACUUAACGAGUCUGAUACAGACUCGGAGGAUGAAGCGGAGCCCAAGCGUGCUAAUGCCGCGGUGGAGGAGCUGGAGAGGAAGAGUGUGAUCAUGAGAAAGGUCAUGCGUAAAUGGUGGCGCUUGGCUGGACUGGAAGGUCAGCCACGCUGUGGCGAUCCUCUCGGGGAGGGAGAGUUCACCAUCAAUUGGACCAAGGCCAUCGCACCUAGACUAGAGGGUAGAAUCAGGAUGGUCUCGACAUCCGUGUAG